Molecule: messenger RNA, 940 nt
Organism: Sorex fumeus (smoky shrew)
Lineage: Eukaryota; Metazoa; Chordata; Mammalia; Eulipotyphla; Soricidae
Gene: MRPL50
Product: mitochondrial ribosomal protein L50
Exons: 2
Coding region: 22-501 (159 amino acids)
Cellular component (GO): mitochondrial large ribosomal subunit; mitochondrion
Source: RefSeq, a predicted model, not a curated record
UGUCCCGGCCGUCCCUCAGCCAUGGCGGCGCUCUCCGUGUCCGGCGUUCUGAGAAGGGGCCUCACGCGGGCAGCGUCUUGGACGCCACGCAGACCACUCUGGUCUGGGUCCAGAAAAGAAGAAAAGCCAUUGGUAGUUGAGACAGUAGAAGAAGUGAAGGAAGAAUCCAGACUUGUGUGCCCACCUUUACGAAGCCGAACGUAUAUUCCACCUGACGAUCUCCAGAACCGUUUGGAAUCCUGUGCCAAAGAGGUUUUUGGCUCAUCUGUUUCUAGCAGUUGGCAAGACAUCUCUCUGGAAGAUGGUCAUCUAAAGUUUAAUUUCCUGACACGGUUAGCUGAUGACUUAGGCCACGCAGUGCCUAAUUCUAGACUUCACCAGAUGUGCAGGGUCAAAGAUGUUCUGGAUUUCUAUAAUGUCCCUAUUCAGGAUAGAUCUAAAUUUGAUGAUCUUCUUGCCAGUAAUCUGCCUCCUAACUUAAAAAUUACUUGGGGAUACUAAGCGGAUCAGAAGAGGAAUACAUUGAAAUCAUCGGGCUAUUUAACCUUGAGGAACGCUAUCAGAACUGUUCUCUAAACUCUUUGUGGAGGAAAAUUUAUCUUUUCUCAUACCAUGAGUGAACAGAAUUUUCUUUUUUCAUAUUUGCUGAAACUUUUUUCAUAGACCACUAUUUUAUGAAAAUGUUCUUCAGAAGACAUUAUAAUGUAGAUUUAAAUAAGUGGCCACUACAAGUUUACAUGUGGUCUUUUUCAGAAGCAGAAAAUGAUGCAUGGAAGUGUAUUGAUCCUGUUAGAUCUAUUAAAUCUAAGAGGUUAUUACAUGUACAUGUACAAACAAGGAAACAUAUUUGUAAAAAGAAACAUAAAAGCAUAUAAUCUAAAAUGACAAGUGUCUUUUUUUCACUGUAUUAUUCUAGUAGAAAUAAAAAUAUUGAUAUGGA